CUACCCAGACACUCCAGCCCCCUCCCAGCGCGGUGCAUGUGGCGGUACGUUUCCCAGCAAGCCCUGCGGUUGGUGAGCCGGCGGAAGCGGGUAUUUGCGAGGCGUGGCGGGUUGCUGCGCUCAGACAGGCCCGUUGGCGCGGAGUGCGCGCCUGGUGAAACUCAGGGCGAGGCGGGCUCUAGCGGUUUCCGAGCCGCCCACCUCUUGCGGCGGCUUCAUGAGGCCUCAGGAGCCGGCGCAGAGCGGCGCCGUCGCCGUGUCCCCGGCGGUGCUGGAGACGCUGAAGCAGCGGGCGGCUGAGUGCAUCGAGCUGAGCGCCGGGUGGCUGAGCGCCCUGAGCCGGGAGAUCUGGAGCCGCCCCGAGCUGGCCUUCGAAGAGCAUCAGGCGCACGGCGCCCUGACCCGCUUCUUCUCCUGCUCCGAGCUGCCGGGGGCCGCCUGGGCCGUGCAGCCGCACUACAAGCUGGACACCGCCUUCCGGGCCGAGUGGGGCCCCGCCGCCCCGGCCCUGCGGCCGCUGCACUUGGGCUUCUUGUGCGAGUACGAUGCGCUGCCCGGGAUCGGACACGCCUGCGGCCAUAACCUCAUCGCCGAGGUGGGGGCGGCCGCGGCCUUGGGCGUGAAGGGCGCCCUGGAGAGUCUGCCCCAGCCGUUCCCCGCCGCGGUGAAGAUCACAGUACUGGGAACUCCUGCAGAAGAAGGUGGAGGUGGCAAAAUAGAGCUCAUAGCAGCUGGUGCUUUUGAUGAUCUGGAUGUUGUUUUUAUGGCCCAUCCAGCACAAAGUGAUGCAGCUUAUUUACCCGAUGUGGCUGAGCAUGAUGUGACUGUGAAAUACUAUGGAAAAGCUUCUCAUGCUGCUGCUUAUCCUUGGGAAGGAGUAAAUGCAUUAGACGCUGCUGUUCUUGCAUACAACAAUAUAUCAGUUUUAAGACAGCAAAUGAAACCAACCUGGAGAGUUCAUGGUAUAAUAAAAAAUGGUGGCGUGAAACCUAAUAUCAUCCCUUCUUACACUGAGCUAGAGUUUUACUUGCGUGCCCCUUCACUGAAGGACCUCACCAUUCUGACAGAGAGAGCUGAAAAUUGCUUCAAAGCUGCAGCUGUGGCCACAAAAUGCAAAGUGGAAAUCAAAGGUGGAAGGCAUGACUACUACAAUGUGCUUCAGAACAAGAGUCUGGAGAAAACCUACAUAGAGAAUGGAAAAGAGCUUGGAAUGGAAUUCCUUGCAGAUGAGUCUUUUUUGAAUGGUCCAUCAGGUUCCACCGACUUUGGGAAUGUUACAUAUGUGGUUCCUGGGAUUCAUCCCUAUUUUUACAUUGGCUCAGAUGCAUUGAACCAUACCGAGCCAUACACUGCAGCUUCAGGUCCCAAGAACUUUAGUCGGCCUAGGCCUUCCGACUAUGAAGGGAAAGCACACAAGAGCAAAGCCAGUGCUGACUGCAAUCUCUAAUAAGUCAAAGGACCAUCAACUACCAAUGAAGAGCUCCAGACAGGACCCUCUCUCCACAGCCGUACCCAGGCAGUCCCAAAAGGACACACUGGAUCUGUAAUGGCACUGAAUCUGGCAGAACGACAACCGGGACUCCUUGUACUACAGGAAGAACUGUGACAUAUGCUACCACAAAGGAUAUCUUAGUCUUCCUAGUCCUCCAAUAUCCUCUUCUUUCAAGCCUGGUUCUUCUGAAUUACAUAUUUAUCCCAGAAGAGGAUGCGCCUGAAGAAGUCAUUCCCUUAUUUCUUCACAAGCUGGAAUUUACUCCCACUGAUACUGGCAGUACCAUCAUUGGAGUUAGAUAUGGCAUUCUUAUUGGCUGAAUCCGAUGCUUAAAAUGAACAUAACUUAAGGAAGUUAGCACAGACAGGGCUUCCAAGAGAUCGUGGGUACCCAAUGCCCUAGGGUCCACCCCAACCAACCUUUGACCCUUCAGAUUGACCCUAUUGGGAACCCUGGGACCCUUAUGCACUAUACCCGAGAUCCAUAUGCUCUAUCAGAGACUCUCACCAUCUCUUUCCUUUUGGAUGACAACAGCCAGCUCCACAGGAUACGUGGAAGAGGAAGAUUAUGAAUUAGAUCCACCAUGCGGUACCCCAAGUAUAUCAUCUUCCUCACCGGAUGAGACAAUUGGCCCUUCUUCAGCCCCCUCGUGACCAUAGGCAAUAACAAGGGCUAUUGCAAAGGGUGGCAGCAGAGCUUCAGAUUUUUUUAAGGAAGUUCAAGAUACUCAACCCAAGCUCUUGAGCAUUCUGCAGCCCACCAGACCCAGUUGGGUAGCACUCCCAGCAAAUGCCAUUAUGGAACCAGUUGGAGUGGUAUGGCAUUCACCCACAAUGUGUACCUCUAUUCCUAAAAUGGCUGAGAAACACUACUUUGUGUCUGCAAAAGGAGCAGAAAUCUUUAACUCGCCCUGAUUCCAGACUCUCUAGUAGUACAAGCAGCUAUGGAAAGAUUUAAGGCAGCAACACGCCAGGGCUACUCCUUCCGAUAAGGGAGCUAAACAUCUUAACCUUCUGGGGAGGAAGGUAUUGACAUCCACCAGCCUUCUAUUCAGAAUUCCUAACUACUAGACCCUGUUAGCGAAAUAUGAUUUUAUGAACUAUUCAGUUACUAGAUUUCAAAGAUGAAACUCCCCAGGACAGGGCUCAAUUCCCAAGCCCUUUGUUGAGGAAGGUAGACGUGUCUGUAACCUCUCAUUCUGCAGUGGGUGCAGCCGAUACCACAUCAAAAUCUAUGAUGACUGCAAUAGUAAUGCAGUGGGAGUCAUGGCUCCACUUUUUGGGGUUUCCCAGGGAGGUUCAAAACAGCACAGAGGACUUGUCCUAUGAAACCAAUCUCUUCAGUGAGAAGGACCAUCACUUUACACUUAUUUAAAAACAAAAAACAAAAUCCUACACACUCCAGGUCAACCUUCUCUUCCCUGGGCACCUGUAUUCCAGCUUUGAAGAGGAAUCACUGCAAACAAUCAUAUAUGCCAAGGGCUUUACCACAGCUUUUCUACCACCAGUGACCAUACAAACCACCCUGCAAGUGACAAAAAGGUCCAGAGGCCAAGAUAGGCAGGAAGCAAGGAAAUAAAACUCCAAAACACUUAAAGCAGAGUUAAGAUUAAAUUGCAUCGUUUAUCUAUAUGCAUUCCAUCAUGGCCCCUUCAAGCUUGUUAUAAAAAUGGAGUGGCAAAGAGGAGGGUGGAGCUGGUGGUGUGUGUGGCUGGAUGCGCAGGGCUGGGAAUGUGGGGGCAGAGCGCUUUACUGCAUUUACUGUUAGAUGUAGCUGUACUGAAUGGUGGAGGGAUUAGCUGGAGCAGGUUGGCACAGCUGUCACUGUGAUAUGCAGAAUAGUGCAUGUGUACCUUGAGGGAUCAACUAUGCCUCAUUUAGUGCUGAGUUCUCUAGGCUGUGCUAGUAACAGUGACCAACGGUGGUUUUGUCAUGGGGAUUGUCAAUAUGGGGGGUUUGGCAUAUGUGACUCUGGGGCUUAGUGAAGGUAGUGUGUCAGAAGCAGUCCUCCGGGCAAGGGUGAAGAAGUGGUAAUGUUUGUCACCCAAGCUAAAACUGAGUUUUGCUUUAACCAAAAUGUCCUACAGUUGUCAUGUGUUCUGGUUCCAACCCAUUCUGGAGAGAGAGAGAGAGAGUGUGUGUGUGUGUGUGUUGGGAUGUCACUUGAGGACAGCAGAGAUAAAGGUGCAUUGCAGUGGUGG
Messenger RNA from Chelonoidis abingdonii (Abingdon island giant tortoise), 3692 nucleotides. RefSeq names its product peptidase M20 domain containing 2 (gene PM20D2). The record is from RefSeq and is a predicted model, not a curated record. NCBI's taxonomy places the organism in Eukaryota, Metazoa, Chordata, Testudines, Testudinidae. Gene Ontology annotation, molecular function: dipeptidase activity.